GAGGCUGUGUGUAGAGAGCUGGACUGUGGGGCUCCUGUACAGGUGCUGGGAGCAGCUGCUUUUGACAAAGGAGACACUCAGAUGUGGACACAAGAGAUUCAGUGCAGAGGAAAUGAGUCUCAGAUUCACCACUGUCCAACAUCUCUGCCCCACAAAUACAACUGUUCACAUGAUAAUGAUGUUGGAUUGGUGUGUGCAGACCGUGUGAAUGUGAGGUUGGUUGGUGGUCACAGUCGCUGUGCUGGUAGAGUGGAGAUUUUUCAUAGAGGUCAGUGGGGAACAGUGUGUGAUUUUGGCUGGGAUAUGCCUGAUGCUGAAGUGGUGUGUAGAGAGCUGGACUGUGGAGAACCUGUAGAUGCUGUGGGUGGUGCUUAUUUUGGACCAGGAUCAGGACCGAUCUGGACUAAUCGUAUGAUGUGUACUGGAUCAGAGACUACACUGAAGAACUGUGGAUCAGUCCUGUUGUUUGAUUAUGACUGCAAUCAUGAUACAGAUGCUGGAGUCAUCUGCUCAGGUGAGCUGUUCUAAAAUUUAACCUGUUACAUCACUGUAGAUCCACAUGCCUUAUAUUUUAGUUUCAAAGAUUUAUAUUAAUUCUUUAACACCAAGUGUUGGCAUCACCAAGGUCAUAGGUUCAAUUCUCAGGGAAUGCAUGAACUGAUAAAAUGUUAAUCUUGAAUGGAUCUGUAAGUAGCUUUUUCUGUGUGCAUAAAUGUGUGCCAAAUGCAUAAAAGUACAAUGUAAAUGUAAAUCCAAAUAAUGCAAUGAUUAGUUCUUCAUCAGAAGCUUUUAUUGUACAAGCCCAGUAUCACAAGUGUUUGCCCUUUUUCCUUUCAAAAACGGCAGUAAGUACUUUACACCUUCAGUGUUUGUCUGUGUUGUCUAAAGCCAAG
Messenger RNA from Cyprinus carpio (common carp), 893 nucleotides. Its product is annotated as scavenger receptor cysteine-rich type 1 protein M130-like. The record is from RefSeq and is a predicted model, not a curated record. Gene Ontology annotation, cellular component: membrane. Lineage: Eukaryota; Metazoa; Chordata; Actinopteri; Cypriniformes; Cyprinidae. The transcript has 2 exons. The coding region runs from base 82 to 528 and encodes 148 amino acids.